GAUCUCGUGGAUGAACUUUGGCAGGACCAAGCUAAGAGGCAUGAGAUUUGUCUCGGAGAAUGGAUCCACUCUUGGGAUACCCCUCGCGAAGAAGACUUGAUUCAAAACUUCAUGUCAGCAGAAGUAUCAAAAGAACUGGACGACAUCCUACUACCACAUAUUGCUUCGUUUCAGAAGCUCCUUGACAGUCCAGACUUGAACCAAUAUGGUGCGGAGGCAUACCCUGUGAUAGACUACAUCUUGCGAUCGAAGAAGAAGCCAGAUGGUGUGGGUGCAUACAGCAUACCAUUUUGUGGUGACAUUCCAUCUCACGAGUAUGCCAAAAUUGCACAUUGGUUCUCGGAGAAUGUUCCAGGUGCCUCCGGUCAAGUCGAAAAAUGGCUUGGUGGCAUGCCUUUGGUGCAUGCUUUCACUCUCGUAGUCGCUCAUCGAAAGGCCAGUGAUUUCAAAAAACGCAUUGAAGCUCGAAACGAAGAAUGGAACGAUAGCAUGCUGUUGAAGAUGGCUUGGGCUGAUCUCAUGAUAAGCUAUCCUACCAAUAGCUUUGUGGCUGACGUCAACCUCGAGUGUCUGACCGCACUAGAAGCAAGGAUGUUCGAGGAUUCCGAAGAAGCAGGACCUGCAGGCAACCAGCAAUGG
Suillus plorans is the source of this 639-nucleotide messenger RNA. RefSeq lists its product as uncharacterized. The annotation marks the transcript as partial. The transcript has 2 exons. The record is from RefSeq and is a predicted model, not a curated record. Lineage: Eukaryota; Fungi; Basidiomycota; Agaricomycetes; Boletales; Suillaceae.